AUGGUACUCGGUGAUUCUGGGGAGAUGGUAGAAACAGAGUUUAUGGUCGAUGAACGAAAGCAGCCACUGCUAGAAAUAAGAGAGAGGAUGCUUUCGAGUCAAGAAAAAUACAUGAGGCAGAGGACCAAUGGCGAAUAUGACAAGCUGACAAAGAAUAGUCUGACAAAAUCAUUGAAAGCGAUUAAUGAACACAUCGAAGGAGAAAAUGAGGACGAAAUGAGAGAUAGGCUGAAAGAUAUUGAAAGUACAAGGCACCUGAAGAUGUGGCAUGAUCUUUCAACAAUUGCCAAUCAUGGUCACUUAGUUUUCAUGGUGUCAUGCCUUUAUGACCUUGCCGUGCAUUACACGACAGAAGAAUAUCAAAACCUUACUGGAAAUAAGAACAUAGAUAUACAAAUGAAAGUCCAAACACCUGAAGUCUAUAUUGUUGCCAGGUCUGGUAGUUCAGAUGUUGAGCAAUUGUCCUACAUUGACACACGACUUGAGUGCUUGCAGGACAUGAAAGCAAAGCUCCAAACAAAAUCUGGAAACAAUGAUACUGACACAAUGCGUUUCUUUCAUGGUGACAGUCCAGCUCGCCAACUUGAGGCUGGUCAACAGAAACGAGGCAAUUUUUACUGUUCAGGAUGUGGUGCAAAUGCACAACAAGCAUAUCAACUGGACAUUUGUUUUUCCUGCCACUACCUGUCGUUGUCUGACAGACAGCAGAUAGUGCUCGCCGGUCCUCUAGGAAGAAAAAAUUCCCUGGCAAAAUCUCCCAAGCCAUUCAAAAAACUAAAGAAGGAUGAACUUAUUCGAGAACUAAACGCCAGAGGAAAUUAUAAGGGUGAUAAAAAAAAUGAACUUGAGAAGAUCUUGGCAGAGGAUUUACGGAGGGGUUCAACGAGUACCAGCAUUACUUUACGCAAACCCAACAUCAAUUCUCCAAUCCAUCAACUGUGA
Paramuricea clavata is the source of this 942-nucleotide messenger RNA. The record is from the annotation of a GenBank genome assembly. Lineage: Eukaryota; Metazoa; Cnidaria; Anthozoa; Malacalcyonacea; Plexauridae.